AUGGCAGGCAACGGCCCUCCUUCAGCGGCAGGAAUUGCCAGUCAGCUAUCCCGUGUACUUUGGAAAAUACACGAGCUCGAGGCAACUUUAGCAUCAUAUGAUGCAUCUCACGCGGAGCUGCUGGAGCAAAGAUUAGUCCAAUAUGAAGAGCUGCUAUCAGAAACGAGAGAUAUGUUGAAGCGGAGAGGAGACGCGGCCCCGGGGGAGGAGACCCAGCGGAACACCCUCGAAGGGCGGAAGGUCCCCGAGGAGCUCGUGCGGGCACUAGAUGGGGGAGUAAACCCGGACGAGUACCUGCGCGAGACCUUCAAGUUGUGCCGUCGAGAUAACCAGAUCAGCAAGGGAAAAUGCGAGGCACUUCAGCUACUGUUCGCCAACCUGCUGACCGACUCAGCUGAGGUGUUUCCGCAAGAGGCUGCCGAGUACAGACGUGGGCGUGGAGGAGAUGUUCCGCUCCAUUUACGCCUUUACCUUGCUUAG
Molecule: messenger RNA, 480 nt
Organism: Volvox carteri f. nagariensis
Lineage: Eukaryota; Viridiplantae; Chlorophyta; Chlorophyceae; Chlamydomonadales; Volvocaceae
Exons: 5
Coding region: 1-480 (159 amino acids)
Biological process (GO): regulation of transcription by RNA polymerase II
Cellular component (GO): mediator complex
Molecular function (GO): transcription coregulator activity
Source: RefSeq, a predicted model, not a curated record